Molecule: messenger RNA, 3114 nt
Organism: Zerene cesonia (dogface butterfly)
Lineage: Eukaryota; Metazoa; Arthropoda; Insecta; Lepidoptera; Pieridae
Gene: -w-2
Product: protein scarlet
Exons: 14
Coding region: 116-2113 (665 amino acids)
Cellular component (GO): plasma membrane
Molecular function (GO): ABC-type transporter activity; ATP hydrolysis activity; ATP binding
Source: RefSeq, a predicted model, not a curated record
ACGGCACCACGCGUGUCAUUAAACCACCGCCGACGGUCCAGUGUGUCUCGUCAGUUGACGGAAAAUGUUCCGAUUAGUUACCGAUGUGUGUAUGAUUUAGUUUUGUGUGUCCAACAUGAGUAUGAGCGAUGAGCACUCGGUACAUUCUUCGGGGUUUUCGGAUAACUCCAACGCCGACCCGGGGGAUAGCCACGAAUUGCAACCAGCCGAUAUAAUAUACGUAGAUAGCGGAAUCAUGCAGCCAAAGUACAACGAACCUCUAGAAUUCGCGGAGGUUGAGGAACUUUUGGGGACUUCUCCGGCACCAAGGCCGUGCACGCUGGUCUGGAGAGAUCUCACAGUUCAUAUCAAAUUGAAGGAAGGAAAACUGAAAAGACUAGUCAAUAGCGUAAAUGGAAUUGCAAAACCUGGAUCAUUGGUAGCGCUCAUGGGACCAAGUGGCGCUGGAAAAACUACAUUAAUGAUGGCCCUAGCACAUAGGAGUCCAAUUGGUACUGUGGUGGACGGAGCCAUUGCAAUGAACGGGCGGCCGGUGGGAGACUUCAUGCAUCAGGAAAGCGGUUAUAUGCAUCAAGAUGAACUCUUCGUUGAAAACCUUACUGUUAUGGAGCAUCUAACAAUUAUGGCGCGUCUACGCAUGGACAGACGGACAUCGUCAUUGGCUAGAAAAAGAAGAGUGAACCAAUUACUUCGACAGUUAUCUUUGUAUGGAACGCGGCACACUCGUAUUGGAGGGCUGGAUGGAAGGAAGACCCUCUCUGGAGGAGAGCGGAAGAGGCUCGCAUUUGCUACAGAGCUUCUGACAGAUCCGGGACUACUUUUCUGCGAUGAGCCGACCACUGGCCUGGACUCUUCAUCAGCCCAAAAGUUAAUGACCUUACUCCGCGCGAGCGCGGUGCAAGGCAAGACGGUCAUAUGCACGAUACAUCAGCCAUCUUCAGAGCUAAUGGCAUUGUUUGAUAAGUUGGUGUUGUUGGCUGAAGGAAGAGUAGCAUACGCUGGAAACGCGUCCGGGGCGUUAGGGUUUUUUGAAAGCCUUGGUUACCAAUGCCCAAUCACGUACAACCCCACGGACUAUUUUAUUAAAGUGCUGGCCCUCACGCCCGGCUCCGAAGGCGCAUCACGCCACGCGAUCAAGAGCGUCUGCGACAGAUUCGCUGUGAGUGAUGCUGCUAAAGAACUAGACAUGGAGAUCCAUUUGGAAUUCCAUCUAAUUGACAACCAGGAUGAGGAAUCAAAACGGACGAAAGUCAGCAGUUUUAAAGCUCCAUUUUUCCACACGAAGAUUAUAUGGCUCGUCUAUCGGUAUUUAUUGAUGGUUUUGAGAGACCCGAAUGUGCAGCUGUUGCGAAUAGUUCAGAAAUUGGCUAUAGCCCUAACAGCCGGUCUAUGUUUCAUCGGCACCGCUCGCCUCACCCAGGCUGGUAUCCAGGACGUCCAGGGAGCCCUGUUCAUCAUCAUAGCCGAGAACACGUUCAGCCCCAUGUACUCCAUGCUUCACAUAUUCCCAGAGGAGUUCCCGUUGCUGUACAGAGAACUUAGAGCGGGAUUAUAUAAUACACCCGUCUAUUAUGUAGCGCGCAUGAUUGCAUUGUUUCCCGGCUUAGUAGUGGAGCCAACGCUGUUCACACUGGUGGUCUACUGGAUAGCUGGUCUCCGCAGCACCUUCUAUGCAUUCGGCUUUACCGUGUUUCUCUCCAUUUUGGUUCUGAACGUCGCUAUUGCGUGUGGUUCUUUAUUCUCAUGUGCAUUCGGUUCGAUGCCCGUCGCGAUCGCAUACCUAGUGCCUUUUGAUUACUCUCUGAUGAUGACAUCGGGACUCUUCAUCAAAUUAAGCUCAAUACCAAAAUAUAUAUCGUGGAUUCGACACCUCUCCUGGUUGAUGUAUUCCAAUGAAGCUAUGACUAUCCUCCAAUGGGACGGAGUUCAGAAUAUAACUUGCGCGGCAGAAGACAACGGGGCUCCAUGUUUGAGCACAGGCGACGAAGUGCUCAGCAUGUACGACUUUACAAGCAAUGAGUUUUGGCCAGAUAUUGUCGCUCUGCUUAUAUUAUAUGUCGCUUUCCACCUGCUAGCCCUCGUAGCUCUAAGAUAUCGCACUAGGAGAAAAUAAGGUAUAUCAUUGUAGCCGUAAAAUAAUAUUCAUUGAUAAUUAAUAGCGAAUGGUUUCUAUGCUCAUUUGAUUUUAUUCAAAUCUGAUUAAAUAGGAACCGAUUAUGCAUGCAUGCAACUCGAAUUUAAAAUGUUUUAUUUUUUGCUUAGUUUAUUCAUAGUUUUGAGUCGGAUAUAUUGAAAAUUAAGUAUUAUGAUUUAUUUAGUUAAAGGAUUCUGCUAAUAGUCUAUACAUUACUCUUUUAUUUUUCUUUUGCAAUUCGUAAAUCAUUGCAAAUGAUAUUAAAAUUUUAUUUUAAGCUUUGCCUAACGUAUACCACCUAACGGAUAACUCCUACUCGGUUUUUAUUACUAUAAAUAUGUACUAAAAAUACUAUCUUUCAAAUAAUAAGUGUCUUUACUUUGUUUAUGAUAACUAUUUUAAGUAAAAGAUGAUAAUAUGUGUGUUAGUUUUUUAAUAUCAAAUGAUGUUACCUUUCGGUAGUUAAUAUAUAUUUUGUUUAAAAUUUUGUCAACUAUAAUAUUUGUGUUGAAAUCGUAUUUCUUUCUAUAUAUUUAUAUUUUUACUACUAUCUUGUUACGUAUUUAAUUAUAUACAAGAAAAACAACGGAAAUGUAAUUGUAACUUAUUUGAUUUGAUUCUGUACAUACUUCAAAAAUCAUAUAACUUACUAAAGUAUGAAUGUUUUUCUACUGAUUUCAGAAUAGAUACCUAACUGUCAUUAGGUAUAAAUUUUUACCGCAAUAAUUUCAUAUAGAAAUGUCAUUUUAUUUUGCUGAAUGAUAUUAUUUUUAUUUUUUAAAAUUGCUUACUUCUUACCUUCAUUAAAAUAAGGUUAUUAACCCAUUUUGCCUCUUUUCUUGCCAGUAUUUUAUGUGUAUUUGCUGUUACGAUAGUACCUAAAUACAGAGAAUAUUACAAAUAGAUGUAAGUUAUUGAUUGUUAAUCUUUAUUGUACAAUACUAGUUUUGCCUUGCUUAAUAUAUACAGUGCCAAAUGGA